Monopterus albus (swamp eel) is the source of this 2682-nucleotide messenger RNA. RefSeq names its product sodium- and chloride-dependent GABA transporter 2-like. Gene Ontology annotation, biological process: amino acid transport; sodium ion transmembrane transport; nitrogen compound transport. Gene Ontology annotation, molecular function: gamma-aminobutyric acid:sodium:chloride symporter activity. Gene Ontology annotation, cellular component: cell projection; plasma membrane. NCBI's taxonomy places the organism in Eukaryota, Metazoa, Chordata, Actinopteri, Synbranchiformes, Synbranchidae. The transcript has 15 exons. Bases 112 to 1947 code for a protein of 611 amino acids. The record is from RefSeq and is a predicted model, not a curated record.
UACAAACCCCCACCCUUUGCCUUACCCAGGUUAAAUACUAAAAGUUGAGCUUUGAAACAGAUAAAUCUUCAGAGCUUCAGUCUUGUAACAAGAUUUAUACACAACACGGCAAUGAAAGGAGACGCUGCCAAAGCAGGCGUCUCCAAUGGCACCAGCAAAGUCGAGGACCUGCUGACCACCUCAGAGGAAAAGAUGGAGGACCGGGGCCAGUGGAGCAACAAGUUGGAGUUUAUCCUGUCAGUUGCCGGCUCCAUCAUUGGCCUGGGCAACGUGUGGCGUUUCCCUUACCUCUGCUAUAAGAACGGAGGAGGUGCAUUCCUCAUCCCCUACCUGAUCUUCCUGUUCACCUGUGGUGUUCCUGUCUUUUUCCUGGAGACAGCCCUGGGGCAGUACACCAGUGAGGGAGGCAUUACCUGCUGGAGAAAAAUCAGUCCCUUGUUUGAAGGGCUUGGCUAUGGUACCCAGGUGAUAGUGACUUUGUUGAACUUCUACUACAUCAUUGUUCUGGCCUGGGGGAUUUUCUAUCUGGCUUUCUCCUUCUCUCAGGACCUGGCCUGGUCAUCCUGCAAUAACACCUGGAACACAGAAAACUGUGUGGAGUUUCAGAGGAGAAACACCUCAAGCAACACAACAAGCAACCUAAAUGCCACUUCUCCUGUCAUGGAAUUCUGGGAGAGAAGAGCACUGAGAAUUUCACCAGGCAUUGACCACAUGGGCUCUCUGAACUUGGACCUGGCCCUGUGUCUGUUCAUUGCCUGGGUCAUGUGCUACUUCUGCAUCUGGAAGGGAGUGAAAUCCACUGGAAAGGUGGUCUACUUCACUGCAACCUUCCCCUAUCUGAUGCUCACUGUGCUGUUGAUCAGAGGGCUCACCCUGCCUGGUGCUGCGAUAGGGAUCCAGUUCUACCUUUACCCUGACCUGGGCCGACUUGCAGACCCACAGGUGUGGAUGGAUGCUGGCACCCAGAUCUUCUUCUCCUAUGCCAUAUGUUUAGGGUCGCUGACAGCUCUUGGGAGCUAUAACAAAUACAACAAUAACUGCUACAAAGAUUGCCUUGCGCUGUGCUGUCUGAAUAGUGGCACCAGUUUCGUAGCAGGCUUUGCAAUCUUUUCCAUCCUGGGUUUCAUGUCUUAUGAACAGAAUGUGCCCAUCUCAGAAGUGGCAGAAUCAGGUCCUGGCCUGGCCUUCAUAGCUUAUCCUCGUGCUGUCACCAUGAUGCCCUUCUCUCCUUUGUGGGCAUCCCUCUUCUUUAUCAUGAUUGUUUUUCUGGGGUUGGACAGUCAGUUUGUGUGUGUUGAGAGCCUUAUGACGGCGAUAGUCGAUAUGUACCCCACUGUGUUCCGCCGUAAAAACCGCAGAGAGCUCUUCCUGCUAGCUGUCGUCCUCUUCUCCUUCCUCAUGGGUCUCAUCAUGCUGAUGGAGGGGGGCAUGUAUGUCUUCCAACUCUUUGAUUACUAUGCAGCCAGUGGUAUGUGUCUUCUCUUCAUGUCCAUCUUUGAGACUGUCUGCAUUGCAUGGGUCUAUGGUGCUGAUCGCUUCUAUGACAACAUUGAGGACAUGAUUGGCUACCGCCCAGGACCUUACAUCAAGUACUGUUGGUUGUUCUUCACCCCAGCCACUUGCAUUGGUACUUUUGCCUUCUCCCUCAUUAAAUACACUCCUCUUAAGUAUAACAAUACAUAUGUGUACCCGUGGUGGGGCUAUGUGAUUGGCUGGUUGCUUGCUCUCUCCUCCAUGGUCUGUAUUCCUCUUUGGAUGGCAUAUAAGAUCUGCACCACCCAUGGUACACUCCAAGAGCGCCUUCAGCUGCUCAUCACACCAUCUGAUGAAUUACCCAAAACCAAGAGGGAGCAGGAGAGGUUACUGGCCAUCUUUACUCCUGAGGGAGAUGCCACCAUGACUAUAAAUGGCUACUUUCCUGUCUCGGACAGAGACUCCAACUUGUGAGGCCCCAGUGGUGAUGUCUGUGGGAGAGACCUAUGGCUUUUGGUUUUGUCUUUGACUUAUUGCACCAUUUCUUCAUCCCAAAGAUCACUGCAGGAAAAGAUACAAAAAAACCAACAUGUCAUCUACUUUGAUACAUAACAUAUGAGGACGACUCUGGAGAUAAACGGACUUCAGUGUUGGGUUAUUCAGCCUUGUUCUUACAAAUGUUAUAACUUUAUAACAGUUGUUAAUUGCAUUUUCAUUUCAUUCAGUUAAAGUUAUUGUAGAAACAAAUGGGUUUCACCAAAUGUUUUGAAAUAAGCCUGAUUACAAAGAGUGAUGUUUGUGCAAAUGUUUAAGACGGCAAAAUUAAAAAUAGAACUGGUUAACUAUUUUAUAUCACUUAGAAGUGGGUACAUUACCUCUUGUGUAGCUGGCAUGACCUCCUGGCUACCUACAUGGCUAUUUGUAUCAUAUAUUAACAUAAGUCACUGAGGUCAGUUUCCUGUUUGUAUUUACAGGAACUGAAAUAAAAUAUGUUUUACAUGAUUAGCUUGUACAACCCCAAAUAGGAAAAAAGUUGGGACGGUAUGUAAAAUCAAAACUGAACAUGUCAUUUGUAAAUCACCUGUGCCCUGUAUUACAUUUAAAACAACAUCAUCAAUUUUAUUCUUUGUUCAAAAUAAAAACUCACUUUAAUUCUGAUGCUUGCAACACAUUCCGAAAAAAGCUGGGACAGUAAAAUAUUUGACACGG